AUGGGGGCAAUAAAGCAUAAAAUUUUUAUGGUAUUAAAAAUUGUCAAUAUUAUAUUGAGCACCCAAAUACCAUUGAAUAACAAUGAAAUAAAUAAUUUUCGAAAAAUAAUAAUCCCAUCACCUUUCAAGUACCCAACCAGAAUGCUAUGCUGCGCAUCAUUUAGGGAAAAAAUUAACAAAUUUUGUAAAACAGCAUUUUUCUGCUACAAAAAUCAGAAUUAUGACAACACUCAGAAUGAUGACAAAAGUAUGGAUUAUAUCGAACUUCAGAAUUAUGACAACACUCAGAAUGAUGACAAAAGUAUGGAUUAUAUCGAACUUCAGAAUUAUGACAACACUCAGAAUGAUGACAAAAGUAUGGAUUAUAUCGAACUUCAGAAUUAUGACAACACUCAGAAUGAUGACAAAAAUACGGAUUAUAUCGAACUUCAGAAUUAUGACAACACUCAGAAUGAUGACAAAAAUACGGAUUAUAUCGAACUUCAGAAUUAUGACAACACUCAGAAUGAUGACAAAAGUAUGGAUUAUAUCGAACUUCAGAAUUAUGACAACACUCAGAAUGAUGACAAAAAUAUGGAUUAUAGCAGACUUCUGGAUUAUAAAGAAAAUCGGGACUAUGAUGGUUGGGAUGGUAUAUGUAAAAAUAAACUAUAUCAUAUUGGCAAUGCGGCAAAGCGUGUUGAUAUAACAUUGAUGAAUCCAUCUGAAAUUAAAAAAUCUUUUCUUCCAUUUAGAAUUGAUGAUGAAGACAUUGAAAGUUACGAAGUAAAUGAACUAAUACAUAAGAUUAAAUCUGGGGAAAUCAUUAUAACCCCCAAAAUAGCGAGUUUGAUAUUUUAUGACUUCCAUAUGAAUAUAUAUAAAGAUAUACAAAUUCUUUAUAAAAGAGCACAACAAAGGUUAAAUUCCUUAGCAAUAAAAUAUAAGUUUUCAUCUGAAAAACAUGCAUUGUAUAAAAUUACACUUAAAAAGUUGAUAUUUCGAAAAAGCACAAAUAUAAUGUAUCGAUCUUUACUUAUUUAUGAGGAGUAUGCUGUAUCUUAUAUAAACGAAUUAAAACUAACAUUUCAUAUUUUCUUAAAACAAUACUGUGAAACAAUAUGUAGCAUUUUUAAAAAAAUCGAAUUAGCAUUUUUUUGUGGUUUCAGCAAAUUGAUAGUUACUGUCCGUCGAGAUCAAAUAAGACUAAUAAAAGAAGAUGAAGAUGAGCUUUUUUUUUUUACUUAA
Plasmodium berghei ANKA is the source of this 1227-nucleotide messenger RNA. RefSeq names its product Plasmodium exported protein, unknown function. The coding region runs from base 1 to 1227 and encodes 408 amino acids. The record is from RefSeq and is a predicted model, not a curated record. The transcript has 2 exons. Lineage: Eukaryota; Apicomplexa; Aconoidasida; Haemosporida; Plasmodiidae.